CUACUGAAACACAGGAAGUGCAAGAGGAAAGAGGAAACACAGAGUUGUCAUUAAUUUGGGGACAGUUACAAAGACAUGAAACCAGCGUUGAGAUCAGAAAAGGAAAAGGGACAAAGACGUAUGAGCAGCAUGGACAAGGUUUUCCUCAUUCUGAUUCUUGUGGGAGGAUUCUGGAAGACUGAAGCUAUAUCUGUAGAAGGAGAGCUGGGGGGAGACGUCACAAUUCAAUGCUCUCACGCUUAUGCAUCUGACAACAUCAAAUAUUUCUGCAAGGACCCUUGUGAGGAUGAAGACGUCCUAAUAAGAAGCAGCCAAAUCAGUAGAGGCAGAUACAGUAUCAAAGAUGAAGGAAGCACGUUCAACGUGACCAUCUCUCGUCUGACAGAGGGCGACGCAGGAAAAUACUGGUGUGGAAUAGAGAGAGCUGUUAAGGACACGUACAAAGAAGUCGUCCUCACGGUCGUAAAGGGAAAAACACAGGACCCUGAAGAGGACUUUUCACAAUCAACUAUAGGUGAAGCACUUACUACAAAUGCAACACUUCCUGCAUUUACUACAAAUGCAGCACAUCCUGCAUUUACUACAAAUGCAGCACAUCCUAAUAAGUCAGAGUCUGGAGGGAAGCUGGUGUACAUCGGAGCAGGCCUCGGGGGGGUUGUGCUGGCUCUGGCGGUGGUGCUGCUGAUAUUCUUCAAACAUCGAAACAAAGAAAUCAGCACAACCUCUGGAAAGCACCAGAACACGGAGUAUGCAUCGCCGUCCAGUCAGAGUGGAAACGGCCACAGCAGCAGGGACCAAUCAGAUGACUUGUUCUACUCCACUGUGAACUUCAACACGCACGCCGACUGCAGAGGUGUCACACAUCGCCCUGCAGAGGUCACAUACUCCACCAUCACACACAUCCCAACGGAUGAAUCAGACUUGUAUUGUAACCUCUAAACUCAGUUCUGAAUAUGUUCACAGUCAUGUGCAGUAACAAUACGUGCUGUAAAUACCCACCGCUUGCAGAGAUAUAUAUUGUGACAAGGAGACAAAAAUAUUUAGAAAUGUUUUUUAAUUUAACCACAAUAAAAUAAAAGAUAAUAGAGA
Molecule: messenger RNA, 1089 nt
Organism: Hippoglossus stenolepis (Pacific halibut)
Lineage: Eukaryota; Metazoa; Chordata; Actinopteri; Pleuronectiformes; Pleuronectidae
Product: CMRF35-like molecule 6
Exons: 5
Coding region: 76-939 (287 amino acids)
Source: RefSeq, a predicted model, not a curated record